GGCAGCAUAAUGUACUGAAACUUCCGCUAUUCACGGUAUCCGAAAAAAGGCCGGACCUGAAGGUCUGUUCUAACCAGUCUUGCAUUUGAUUUCAAUUUUCAGCGCAGUUGAAGAAGCAACGUUGCUUGCUAUCGUCCGCUUCUCUGAAAUCAGUCUUCUCCUUUCGUCUAUAUGUAUUUUCUUCCACUUUUUUCACCUUACUUUCCCAAAACUUAAAUAAUAAAAAGAAGAGCAAAUACAGUUAACUUCGACAAUACUCUAAGCACUGUAAGCUUAAACCUUCAAAUUUUGGCCUUUUCCAAUGGAGGCAGCCAACGAUCCUGAGCAGCUAAUUAUCUCAUCCAUUGACAAGGGUGAAAAUUCGUCCAGUGAGAUCAACAUCGCCCGAGAGCCUCUUCUAAAAAUAGAGCAUCAUGCUGAGAAUUACUCAAUACUCUCCGCAGUACUCCCUUUUCUGUUCCCCGCCUUUGGAGGACUGCUUUAUGGUUAUGAUAUUGGAGCCACAUCCUCCGCUACAGUUUCCAUAGAGUCGGCUACAUUGAGUGGCAUUUCUUGGUAUGAUUUGUCUUCUGUGCAAACUGGUCUCAUAACUAGUGGCUCACUGUAUGGUGCUUUAAUUGGAUCUGCUGUUGCUUUCAAAAUUGCUGACUGGCUUGGGAGAAGAAGGGAGUUGAUUGUGUCUUCUUUGUUCUACUUUCUUGGAGCUCUGGUAACAGCAUUUGCCCCUGUCUAUGUUAUUCUGGUAAUUGGGCGCUUGCUGUUUGGUGUAGGAAUUGGACUGGCAAUGCAUGCUGCUCCCAUGUACAUUGCUGAGACGGCUCCUAGCCAGAUACGAGGACAAAUGAUUUCUCUUAAAGAGUUCUUCAUAGUUUUUGGGAUGCUAGUUGGAUAUACAGUUGGAAGCCUUCUGAUAGAAACUGUUGCUGGUUGGCGAUAUAUGUAUGGAGUUAGUGCCCCUUUAGCAGUGAUUAUGGGAAUUGGAAUGUGGUGGCUUCCUUCAUCACCCAGGUGGAUUCUUCUAUGUGCUAUACAGGGGAAGGGUGAGUUGCAGGGUUUAAGAGAAAAAGCCAUAUGUUGCUUGUGCCAGCUUAGGGGAGCUGCAAUUGGUGAUUCAGCAUCUAGUCAAGUAGAUGACAUUCUGUCUGAGCUUUCACAACUAAGCGAAGAAAAAGAGGCGACAAUAGGUGAGAUGUUGCAAGGAAAAUGCUUGAAAGCCCUAACAGUUGGUGCUGGACUAAUCUUGUUUCAACAGAUAACUGGGCAACCAAGUGUCUUGUAUUAUGCUGCAAAAAUUUUUCAGGAUGCGGGAUUUUCGGCUGCAGCUGAUGCUACAAGAGCUUCGGUUUUCCUUGCAUUGUUGAAGCUCAUUAUGACUGCUGUAGCAGUGGUAGUUGUUGAUAAGCUUGGGAGGAGGCCGCUUCUUCUUGGAGGUGUGUCUGGGAUUACAAUGUCACUUUUCCUGCUGGGAUCAUAUUACACUUUCCUUGGUGAUGUUCCAGCUUUGGCUGUUACCGCUCUGCUACUAUAUGUCGGCUGUUACCAGUUAUCGUUUGGUCCUAUUGGUUGGUUGAUGAUCUCAGAGAUCUUUCCCUUGCGCGUUAGAGGGCGAGGGUUGAGUAUUACAGUUCUUGUGAAUUUCGGUGCAAAUGCACUAGUGGCAUUUGCAUUUUCUCCUCUUCAGGACUUACUGGGCGCCGGAACUGUAUUUUUCAUCUUUGGUGGCAUAGCUGUUUUGUCUCUUGUAUUCAUCUUCUUCAUCAUACCAGAGACAAAAGGGCUCACUCUGGAAGAGAUUGAGGCCAAAUAUCUCUAGAACUCACAUGUUACUUCCCCUCCAUCUCUCGGGCAAUAGGAAGUAUGCCUACAUUUUAUUUACGUGAAUUUGUCCCCAUGUCAUGUCAGAAUACUUGAGGCAAUCAAGUUGUGUUCUGCAACUGUUCUCUCGUAACAUCAGUAUGCGAAAUGGAGGACUGGUGAUUAGCCGAGUUGUGUAAUGGUGUAUUAUACCAUGAAUGUGUAUUAUGUCAUCAACAGUGGGUCACUACUUUGUGCAAAAGGAAAAACAUGGAAAUAAUAGUGUUCCAGUUCGUUGUUUAACUUGAUUCCUCCUAUUGGGAGACUAUUUUGGCACAGUAUAUCUUCUCGAAUGCCAGAGAUUUCACGUA
This is a messenger RNA of Solanum dulcamara, 2165 nucleotides long. Its product is annotated as D-xylose-proton symporter-like 2. The coding region runs from base 302 to 1813 and encodes 503 amino acids. Gene Ontology annotation, cellular component: membrane. NCBI's taxonomy places the organism in Eukaryota, Viridiplantae, Streptophyta, Magnoliopsida, Solanales, Solanaceae. The record is from RefSeq and is a predicted model, not a curated record. Gene Ontology annotation, molecular function: fructose transmembrane transporter activity. Gene Ontology annotation, biological process: transmembrane transport. The transcript has 14 exons.